Messenger RNA from Aspergillus alliaceus, 965 nucleotides. Its product is annotated as GFA family protein. Lineage: Eukaryota; Fungi; Ascomycota; Eurotiomycetes; Eurotiales; Aspergillaceae. The record is from RefSeq and is a predicted model, not a curated record. The transcript is spliced from 2 exons. Gene Ontology annotation, molecular function: carbon-sulfur lyase activity. The coding region runs from base 326 to 766 and encodes 146 amino acids.
GGGUCACAUGCUUCGGCGGUGAACCACGGCCGUAAAAUACAAUCAUCAUCAUCAUCAUCAUCCAAGAACGUUUGACGCUUACGCUACUGCGCUGGGCGCCUGAUAUCUCGUAUCCGUGCCACCGUGGGUGUAUGUACCUACCUUAAGACGCAAGGCUAAGCUAGCCGCCAGGUGAACGAUCGAGAAGCUUCUAGAGUAGUCCGUACGGCAUCCCUCUAGUAGAGACGCAGGCCGACUCACCUUCCCCGCAUGUCUUGAUGCAUAAAUGUCCCCAUGAACCCAAGUCUCUAAUCCUUCAUUUUCAUUCCCUUCGCAAGACACAAGAAUGGCAUCUUCAAAUUCAGGUUCGUGCCUCUGCGGAGCUGUGCAGUACCGAAUCACCGGUGAUCCAGGCCAAUUUUUCGUCUGCCACUGUGACAACUGUCAAAAAGUAUCAGGGUCGGCUUUUAUGGCGAAUUGCUGGUAUAUAAAAGACCAAGUCCAGAUAACUCAAGGCCAAGAGUCCGUCAAGACUUACCAUGACAAAGCCACCAGUUCAGGCACAGGUUUGAAACGCUCGUUUUGCGAAACUUGUGGAUCCAGCCUUUUCGUCCAAAGUGACAAGCCGGAGGGGUUACAAUAUAUCUCCGUGGCGAGCGGGACCAUCAACAACCGCGCAAGUUUGCAUCCCACGGUGGAGGUGUGGGAGUCGUGCCGACGUCCUUGGCUUUCUCCUAUUGAGGGGACUAAGGCGAUGGACACGCAGGGAAAUUUAAUUGAAAAAUGAUUCUUGUAUUCGGUUUAGGACCAUGUAUUACAGGCUGAGGUAUGCCUUCUCUCUUGUAAGGGGUAGGUUAAACUUCUAUGAUACCAACUAGAGAAGAAUGCGGCAUAGCUAUGCUUAGUACCGUCUAUGUUUCUCAGAUUAGGAACUUACUGUAUUCUAAGUCAGAGAAUUAUAUUUUUAAUAAACAUGUUAGAGAGAA